AUCAAGAACGCUUGGCCUAUCUGAGCUCGAUUAGCCUCACUUGGCGGUUCCGGUGCCGCGCUGGCCGUUCGUUCCUCCUGGAGAUGCGGUGACGAGUUGGGCUUUGGCUCGUUGGGUGGCCGUCAUGGCUAAUGUGUAUUCCCUGGACGGGCUCUUGGUCUUCGGCUUGCUCUUCGUUUGCACCUGCGCCUAUUUCCGGAAGGUGCCUCGCCUGAAAACCUGGCUUCUCUCGGAGAAGAGGGGCGUCUGGGGUGUAUUUUACAAAGCGGCAGUCAUUGGUACCAGACUUCAUUCAGCAGUGGCAAUAUCCUGUAUUGUCAUGGCUUUUUAUGUCCUCUUUGUAAAAUGAAUCCCACUGCUUCAGAUGGACAACUGUUUAAAUGAAGACACUAUAUGCUCUUUUGCUUCAGAGGGCUGUACCUCCUAGCAGAAUUCAUAAGAACCUAUACAGAUGGCAAGAAGAAAUUCUUCUGUGGCCAUGUCUUGCUUGAGACCAAGGGAAUGUUGUUUAGAUAGAACGUCUAAGAGAGUUUCAACAAAAAUCAAAGGAUUGUUUUAUGUGCAGAUUAUUAAAACUAAUAUUAGUCUAUACAAGAGAAAUAUUGCAGGUUUGUGACAAGUAGAAAUGAGUGAUGCUUUUUCCAGAGUUUGAUAUAACAUGAAAGUGGAAAGGUUACUCUAGUGUUUCUUUUGUCCCCAAAAUGUAGUAGCAUUGAAAGGCUGUAAUUUUUUUUUCUUUACUAUACUUUGAACCCAAACUCAUAACAGGAAUAACUGAAGAUGAGAAACUAGCCAAUGAUAGAAAAAAAACAUUUGUGCGUUGUGGAAUUCUUGAAGAAUUGAAACAUAAAGGAAACAAAAUACAAUUUGGUGGUGUUCACUUAUCUUUUCCUAUAAUUAAUCUUGCCACCUCAUAUAAAUUGCUGAGUAUGGUUAAAAUGUCAUGUUAUUUUGUAGAACCCAGUUUGCAAGUAAGAAUUAAAAGAACUUAAAAUGUUGAUAUGGUAUAGGAGAAAACAGUGGGGGCUUAUGCUGUUACAUAAGAUGUGAGUUGCUAACAUGUUUACAUUACAUAUAAAGAUAACAUGUAUAUUUUGAGACGUAUACAUAUUA
This is a messenger RNA of Ahaetulla prasina, 1113 nucleotides long. It is a transcript of the gene TMEM167B, whose product is annotated as transmembrane protein 167B. The transcript has 3 exons. Lineage: Eukaryota; Metazoa; Chordata; Lepidosauria; Squamata; Colubridae. The coding region runs from base 125 to 349 and encodes 74 amino acids. The record is from RefSeq and is a predicted model, not a curated record.